AACUAGAGAUUCUCAUGCUAAGCAAAGCCAUAAAGAAAAAAAAAAUGAAAAACAUCAUAUGAUAUCAAUUAUUUGUAGAAUAUAAAAUAUAGCACAAAUGAUCCUAUCUGCAAAAUAGAAACAUAUCAUGGCCACGGAGAGCAGAUAGUGGUUAGUGGUUCCCAGCAGGGAGGAGGGAGGGAAUGGGAUGGAUGGGGAGUUUGGGGUUUUGGAAUGCAAACUGUUACAUUUGGAAUGGAUGGGCAAUGGGACCCUACUAUUCAGCACAGGGAACUGUGUGUGAUUGGCUCACUUUGCCAUACAACAAAGUACAGCAAAGAAACACUGUAAAUCAACUAUCCUUUAAUAAAAAAUAAAAUAAUUAGUGAACAUCAUGUCUUACCACUAAUUUAGGAACUCCCUAAGCAUUCUAAUUUCCCUCUGAAUUAUCACCAUUCUCAUAUAUGAAUACAGGGACACUACAAAGUAAAAAGUCUGGGCCAAUGAUGUCUGUGGCAGCCCCUUGCUCUUAUGAGCUCCACAUCCUCAAAUCCAGAUGCACCAUCAGGAACCGGGACUUGGCAAGAGGCUUAAUGAGCUCCAAGGAACAACCUAAGCUAUAUACAGUAUUUCUCAACACAGUAUGAAUUUUAGGUGGUGUUUUUGUAAUUUUAUUAGAGUAAUUGGCUCUUUGGGGGUUUGUUGGUCUAUUUGCAGGACUGUUGUUUGUCAUUGUUGUUCUUUGUGUUGUUCAGGAGCAGGGAUUCGGCUUUUACUUGCUUUCAUAAUUGAGAAAUAAGAAACAAGAAAACAGUACAGAAAAUGUAAUUUCUGUUUACUCAUAGAAAACAGAACCUUAGAAACAACUUCAGGGGUAGAAUCAAUACAACACAAAGAGAAAGUAUUGAGUUUCUCAGUAUUUGACUAGAUUUUCCCUGGAGAAAAGUCUGAGGGCUAAUUAUCUGGGGACACAUAUACACAUACAUAUUCUUAGGGUUUCAGUGUAAUAGCAAUAAUAGCCCUUUGCACAAUGAUAGCACUGUGAUAUGUGAUGUAUUUCAUAGGCAAUCCAUUUGUUUCUGAAUACAUUUGCAUAAAGCACUCUGUAAAAAAAUAAACAAGCAUGAUGUAUAUGAAUCAAUUAAAGGAGCCUUUGAUGAUAUAUUCUUCCUGUCAGUUAACUGGUCCAUUUCACCUAUUAGAAGUCCCUGACAAGGACAAGUAGCACAGUCCCUGGUAUUUUAGGCAAUGAUAAAUACCUGUUGGACUGAUUUGGAGGUAAACUGCUAUAAAAUAAGGUAUAGAACUCUGUAUUUAGUUUAUUGGUUCCGUGGAGAAAAUAUCCUUCAGCAUAAAGCACAUGUAUUAAGGGCUUACUAAGCACCAGACAUUGUAAUAAAUGUUUUACAUGCUGACCUCACUUUUCCCCUCAGACACCUUUGAGGGAGAUAUUAGGAUGACUUGACUCUUACAAACAGGGAAACUGACACCUGUGGAGGUUACAUCAGCUACCAAGGGGCCACACAGCUAACAGGUGACAGAGUGAGACUGACAAGAAUGCCCUUUUCUUGACCACUUCUCUCCAUUGUGAUACCUGUCCUGGAGCCAUCUGUGGGCAGCUACACCAGGACCCAGGGCAGGCACCAGCAUCAAACCCUCUUGCAGCUCAGUAAUUAUUGAGCUACAACUGAUUUUUAAAAUAUGAAUAUAACAUAAUAAAAAUCAUUGACAUAUAUGGACAUUUGAUCCAUAAAGUAAAUAGCAAUUGAACUUAUUCCAAUUUUUGUACAAUUUCAGUUCUUUCAGAACAUUCUAUGUCAGGUGUCCAAGAUAAGGACUGAGUGAGAAGACACAGUAGAUGUCCUAUGUUUAGCCCUACUUACUGUGAUAGUGUCUGAAGGUAGCACUCAAGGUCAGAAUAAUGAUAUGAAACAAAGCAUUUUUACCAUACUACCGACAACUUUAUAUACAGUCUCAUUAUACCUUCACAACUGCUAGAAGUAAGUAUUUCUAUUCCUUUUCUACAGACCAAGAAAUUGAGAAACUCACAGGAGAAAGAUAAUUAUUCAGGCCAUCCAGCUGGUUUCAUAGGCUGGCUCCGUCUCUUCCUAUUUCUUUGACCUUGAGCAAAGCUGACCUUCUGCCCAUUAUAUUAUACUUCCUCUCAUGGUGCCAUUAUAUUCUACACACAGGCCAACCUCAGACAAAAGUGUGAUGUAGGCAGAUACCCUCGGUACCUCCCGUGAUCCCCUACCUGUUUGCUCCUUCCCCUCCUUUCAAUGCGCCCAUUUCUCCCACGUUCCCAAGAAUCUCAUCCUGUCCAGAUUCUUCCUAACAUGGAGAAAAAUGCCACUGCCUUCCCCAGGAUAAUUCACAUCAUAAUACAGGCCAGGCGUGAUGCUGGGCACAGAUGGACAAAUAUGAAUAGGGAGCUGACCCUUUCAAAGAACACACAGCACAGCUGGGAAAAGCAAAAGGGAUGCCAUUAUCCUAGGACAAAGAAUAGGUGGAGAAAGCCAUUUUCUGAAAUACAUGUAACAGCUUUAUAGUGAUAUACUUUGCAUGCCAUAUAAUUCACUCAUUUAAAGUGAAGAGUCCAGCGGUUUUUUAACAUAUUCACAGUGUUGUGCAGUCAUCAACACAAUCAAUUUUAGACCAUUUUAAACACCCCAGAGAGAAAUCCUGCACACACUAGCUUCUCCACAUACCUCCUACACCAGCCCUAAGCAACUACUAAGCUACCUUUUAUAUUUAUAGAUUUGUCUAUUCUGGACAUUUUAUAUAAAUGGAUAAUAUAACAUGUGGUCUUUUGUAAUUGGCUCUGUUCUAUUUCUUUUAUAUUCCUCACAAUAACUUUAGGAUGAGGGUAUACAUGUUUAUUCCUCCUUUACAGCAAAGGAAACAGACUUAGGAUAAGUAAAAUGUUCCCAAAUCAAGCAAUAUGUACUAUGUGAGCCAGGACUCAAACCCACAGGCAGAGUGUUUUAAAAGAAACAGAACAGAGCCUGGUACUUAGUAGGAACUCAAUAAAUUACAGCUAACAGAAGGAAUGCAUUAAUUAAUUAAUAGAAAUUAAUGAAGGAACACAUGAAUAAAAAGUACCUAGCACAGUAUCCUGCACUAGGUGUUCAGCAGUUAACUGUUCGUGCUCAAUACAUGCAAGCAGUAAAGAUGAAUGUGCAAAAAGGGCAAACAUUUCAUUGUUACCACCAUCCUGUGACCAGAACACAACAUAAGUGGUAGAUGUCUUCAUAUGUUCUGCCCUGUUGGCAGGUCGCUCCCUGAGGUCCUGUCAGACAGGAAGAAUUCAUGUCCACAGCCACUCAGCUCUUUCAGCUGAGGAAACAUGAUUUGUGAGCCACCAUGCUCAUCAUCCUCUUCCAUCAGGCCAUUUAUGGCCCUUACAAUUCCACUCUUGAUGAGAAUGCAUAAAAUGUUAUUGGCCCUGUGUGCUUACUGUAUAAUAUACGGAACUUACAAAAGACAUUAUUAAAUAUUGUUAAAUGAAGGGCUGAAUAGGUGCACUAAAACGACUGCAUGUUGAAAGGAUUUGUUAACCCCACUGAUGCCAUAGAAAGUAACUGCCACAUUUCCCCAAUUUCUCCUUGCACAAAAAUCAUUGUUAAAUGGUUGGGAGUUCCCAUCAUUGCUCAGUGGUUAACGAAUCCGACUAGGAACCAUGAGGUUGCGGGUUUGAUCCCUGGCCUUGCUGAGUGGGUUAAGGAUCCGGGGUUGCCAUGAGCUGUGGUGUAGGUCGCAGACUCGGCUUGGAUCUGGUGUUGCUGUGGCUGUGGUGUAGGCCAUCAGCUACAGCUCCAAUUGGACCCCUAGCCUGGGAACCUCCAUAUGCCACAGGACAAAAAAAAAAAAAAAAAUCAUUGUUACAUGGUUUGAAAGGACCGUGCAGAAAGGAAGUUCUGGGUUAAGAACACUGGCCCCAGGGUCAGGAGCCUUGGUUCAAAUAUUGACUCUGGCAUUCACAUUAUUUUCAGCAAUUCACUGUACUUCUCUGGACAUGAGUUGCACUUAUAAAUGAGAGGUUGGUCAGUAUAGCGUCUAGGCUCCCCAACUCUGGCAUUCUUUGAAUCCACAAAAAUAUUCAGUGUAGAAUUUAUAUCUACUACUCUUUUUUUCCCUCAGUAAUUUCUCUAUUCAUGAUAUCAGCACUGUGCUUUCAGGAUGGGCUGGAUGAAACAUUAAAAGCAAAGAAUCUCGAGGUAGAAUUGCCUAAACUGAUCUUAUUUAGCCCAGAGGCUCCAACCAAGUGCAGAGGACUUGGGCAGUGGAGUGAACUGUUCCAAAUGACCAAGAAUAAAUAUUUUGAAGCUAGAAAGUGGGAUCAGUGGUAUCUCAACAGGUGCACUUCAUCACAACUGACCAGUCCUAUCACUUCUACAUCCAAACACACUUAUGUCUCUGUUUCCACCUACUCCUCGUGCACUGGUCUCCAGACUAGCUCUCUACGCUUUAUUGUGUUUCAGCUGUAUCUCUUGCUUUCUUUCUUCUCAACUCCUCUGAAAUUGAUUGCUCCCAAGGGACAUAGAUUUCUUCACUGGCAUUACAUGUGCUCAAGUAUGUGUACAGUGACAGGAAUAAGAGAGGGAUUGAUUCAGAGAAGACAAGGGAAGUGGAGAAUAGUUCUGGAGAAGGCCCUGACUCCCACAAAAACAUCUGACACAGGAAGACAGACAGACAGAGAUCACCUUUAAUAGACAAGUCCUUAGGGAAGGCCCUGACUCCCACAAAAACAUCUGACACAGGAAGACAGACAGACAGAGAUCACCUUUAAUAGACAAGUCCUUAGGGCAAACCAACCAAAAUAUGUAGAGUACUUCAGUUUUUUUUCAAUGUUACUUCAAAUCAAUUUUUUUCUGACAAAUGGUUCAUAGGUACCGAGAUACUGGUAUAUAUUCAUUUUUAACAAAGAAAAAUGAUUUUUUGACUGUCUAUCAUACUUUCUAAAUAAGAUGGCUGUGUUCAUGGGAAGACCUAUAGAUGAAAGAAGCACCGUUAACAGUAAAUCAUAAAAAGUAAUGUCUAGAUUCUGAAGCUCUCAGAGAAGAGUCCAAUGUGCCAUAUAUGAAUGUUUGCAGUAGGUUUUCUGUGUAGUCUGUUACACACAAAGUAGAAUCCUACAUUUCUAUAACAGCAUGAAUUUAUUCUCAUUUCAUUGUUUCAAUUCACUUUAUAGUUAAACUAAAAAGCAUUUUUAUAAUUGGAGUGCAUAUCAGCCUAUACUCACAUAUCUGACUUUUUGCUGGCUUCACCAUUUCUUAGAGCAGGAGAAAAAAAUUUUCCUAUUUCUACAAUACUGUAAACCCAAGGAACCCUAAAAGGAAAGCAUAUAAAAUUAUAAAACCAAAAGAAGGAUAAAUAUCACAUAACUUCCCACAUGUAUUGAACAUAAAGAGGAACUAAUAGAUGAGUUUACCAAGAAAAAUGAAAAUGUUUUUGGCAUAUUCCAAUUCCAAAUAACAUAUGUUUCCAGAAAAAAAUUAAUUCCACAAACUAGUAUAUUAACUGCCACCUGUCUUUAAUAGCCUAUUUUAACUUUUUCUGUGGGAAACUCUUUAUUGCAUUAAUGAACUUCAUCAAGUAUUUCAAAAAACAGUUGCCCCACUUUGCCUCCUGAAUAAGUCUCCCUGUGGUCAAUUAUUGUUCCUAGUUCUUCAUUUCUUUCCUAUAAUGAUAUUACACAUCAUUUCCUUUGCUACAUGACUUCACAGAGCCCCCAGCAGUGUCAAUAAACUAAAUUACCACAUUGUUUUUUGGCUUAACCACGUGUCUUUCUCUACCUAAUAGAAAGUUAAUGGGUAUGAUGCAAACGAAGAUGUAAAUGUGCUUGCAUAAUGUGGCUUGACUGUUGUGUUUCUGCCAUCUGUCAUGACAAAAUUAUGUGUUGGGAAGCUCCUGAUCCCAGAAUGAGAGAUACAUGGAAGAGUUCCAAAUGCUGCUAUCAGCCUGAAGCAGGAAGUCAACUUCAAGCAGAUUGACUUGAAUCAGGACCUCACUGGGGAAGCAUAAGUGUUCCAUAAACUGCAUUUUUUUUUUUAAUUUGGAAAACACUCAAGUUCAGAGGCUUUACCAUCCUGAACUUCACUUUGUGAAAACCUGGCAAUCCCAUGUGGACUUCUGGUAGAAUGAGCAAUGCAAAGAGCUGGCUUGGACUUGGCAUGUCCUUAUACUUCUGGGGAUUAAUGGACCUUACGACCACUGUUCUCUCGGGCACACCAACACCACCAGGCGAAUUAGAAGCGCUCCUGUCAGACAAGCUACAGGCACACUCACGGACAAAGAGGAGCUGGGUUUGGAACCAGUUUUUUGUUCUGGAAGAGUACACUGGAACUGACCCUUUGUAUGUCGGCAAGCUUCAUUCAGACAUGGACCGGGGGGAUGGAUCCAUCAAAUACAUCCUCUCUGGAGAAGGUGCAGGCGUCGUGUUUACCAUCGAUGACACCACUGGAGACAUCCACGCCAUUCAGAGGCUCGACCGAGAGGAAAGGGCCCAGUACACCUUAAGGGCUCAAGCCCUGGACAGGCGGACAGGCAGGCCAAUGGAGCCGGAGUCAGAAUUUAUCAUUAAAAUCCAAGACAUCAAUGACAAUGAGCCCAAGUUCCUGGAUGGACCUUAUGUUGCCACGGUGCCAGAAAUGUCACCAGUGGGGACCUCUGUUAUCCAGGUGACAGCCACAGAUGCCGAUGACCCAACCUAUGGCAACAGUGCCCGGGUAGUAUAUAGCAUCCUCCAGGGUCAGCCAUACUUUUCUGUGGACUCCAAAACAGGUGUAAUUAGGACAGCACUCAUGAACAUGGACCGAGAAGCCAAAGAAUACUAUGAAGUCAUCAUCCAAGCCAAGGACAUGGGAGGGCAGCUUGGAGGAUUAGCUGGGACCACAACAGUCAACAUCACCCUCUCGGAUGUCAAUGAUAACCCACCCCGUUUUCCCCAGAAACAUUAUCAGAUGAGUGUGUUGGAAUCAGCUCCAGUUAGCUCUACUGUGGGGAGAGUGUUUGCCAAGGAUUUGGAUGAAGGAAUCAAUGCGGAGAUGAAGUACACUAUUGUGGAUGGAGAUGGUGCAGAUGCAUUCGACAUUAACACAGAUCCCAAUUUCCAAGUUGGCAUCAUAACUGUGAAGAAGCCCCUGAGUUUUGAAAGCAAGAAAAGCUACACCUUAAAAGUGGAGGGAGCCAAUCCUCACCUAGAGAUGCGUUUUCUGAACCUAGGCCCAUUUCAGGACACAACCACAGUGCACAUCAGUGUGGAAGAUGUGGAUGAGCCUCCUGUGUUUGAACCUGGCUUUUAUUUUGUGGAGGUACCUGAAGAUGUGGCGAUUGGAACAACCAUACAGAUCAUUUCUGCCAAGGACCCAGAUGUGACCAACAACUCGAUCAGAUAUUCCAUUGACAGAAGUAGUGACCCUGGAAGAUUCUUCUAUGUUGACAUUACAACAGGUGCCCUAAUGACUGCAAGACCCCUUGACCGAGAAGAGUUUUCUUGGCAUAAUAUUACUGUCCUUGCUAUGGAAAUGAACAAUCCUUCCCAGGUUGGAAGUGUUUCUGUCACAAUCAAAGUCUUAGAUGUGAACGACAAUGCUCCAGAGUUCCCCAGAUUCUAUGAAGGUUUUGUCUGUGAGAAUGCCAAAGCAGGGCAGCUGAUCCAGACAGUGAGUGCAGUGGACCAAGAUGACCCACGCAACGGCCAGCACUUCUACUACAGCCUGGCCCCUGAGGCUGCUAACAACCCCAACUUCACCAUAAGGGACAACCAAGAUAACACUGCCCGGAUUCUAACCAGGAGGUCUGGCUUCCGGCAGCAGGAGCAGAGCGUCUUUUACCUGCCCAUCCUGAUAUCAGACAACGGGCAGCCAGUGCUGAGCAGCACAGGCACACUGACUAUCCAGGUGUGCAGCUGUGACGAUGACGGCCACGUCCUGUCCUGCAGCCCCGAGGCCUACAUGCUCCCCGUCAGUCUGAGUCGCGGUGCCCUCAUCGCCAUCCUGGCCUGCAUCUUUGUCCUCUUAGUGCUGGUGCUGCUCAUCCUGUCCAUGAGGAGGCACCGGAAACAGCCGUACAUCAUCGACGACGAAGAGAACAUCCACGAGAACAUCGUCCGCUACGACGACGAGGGCGGGGGCGAGGAGGACACCGAGGCCUUCGACAUCGCGGCCAUGUGGAACCCGCGGGAGGCGCAGGCGGGAGGCGCCCCCAAGACGCGGCAGGACAUGCUGCCCGAGAUCGAGAGCCUCUCCCGCUACGUGCCUCAGACGUGCGCUGUCAACAGUACCGUCCACAGCUAUGUGCUGGCCAAGCUCUACGAGGCCGACAUGGACCUGUGGGCCCCGCCCUUUGACUCCCUGCAGACGUACAUGUUCGAGGGGGAUGGCUCGGUCGCCGGGUCUCUGAGCUCCCUGCAGUCAGCCACAUCGGACUCAGAGCAGAGCUUCGACUUCCUGACAGACUGGGGGCCCCGCUUCCGGAAGCUGGCGGAGCUCUACGGGGCGUCUGAGGGGCCCGCGCCCCUAUGGUGA
Sus scrofa (pig) is the source of this 8507-nucleotide messenger RNA. NCBI's taxonomy places the organism in Eukaryota, Metazoa, Chordata, Mammalia, Artiodactyla, Suidae. The record is from RefSeq and is a predicted model, not a curated record.